This is a messenger RNA of Polyodon spathula (Mississippi paddlefish), 1419 nucleotides long. RefSeq names its product alcohol dehydrogenase class-3-like. The coding region runs from base 1 to 1419 and encodes 472 amino acids. Gene Ontology annotation, molecular function: S-(hydroxymethyl)glutathione dehydrogenase [NAD(P)+] activity; zinc ion binding. The record is from RefSeq and is a predicted model, not a curated record. NCBI's taxonomy places the organism in Eukaryota, Metazoa, Chordata, Actinopteri, Acipenseriformes, Polyodontidae. Gene Ontology annotation, biological process: formaldehyde catabolic process. The transcript is spliced from 9 exons. Gene Ontology annotation, cellular component: cytosol.
AUGACGUACUUACCCCUCCCACAUUCCGUGAAGCUCCUGGGGCAAAUGCAUGGCUUUAGAUAUUUUUCUGACACUGCUGUUCUUGACGCUGAUGAUGUCUUGAUGGCACACUCCAUUAAUGAGGAGGAGAUUACAGGGACAGGUCAUCAAAUGGACGUCAUGAAAGAUGUCAUGAAAGUUUUUAAAAAUGUGAGCACUGUCUCAUUGUUGGAACCUGAGGAUGUCCCCAGUGAUCAAAUCUUAAAGAUUAAUAACCUGGUUAUUGUGCAGGUUAUCAAAUGCAAGGCUGCUGUCGCUUGGGAGCCAGGGAAGCCCCUAUCAAUUGAGGAGGUGGAGGUGGCACCACCGCAGGAUCAUGAAGUUCGCAUUAAGAUUGUCGCUACUGGAGUGUGCCACACUGACUUCUACUCUCUAUACGAAGCGGGUGAAACAAAGGGAUUCCCUGCAAUUCUGGGACAUGAAGGAGCUGGGAUUGUAGAGAGUGUUGGACCAGGAGUGACCAAAUUCAAACCAGGAGACAAGGUUAUCCCUCUGUUUGUUUCCCAGUGUGGGGAAUGCAAGUUCUGUUUGAGUCCCAAAACCAACUUGUGUGAUAAAAACUGGAUUAGCCAGGCUGAAGGUUUGAUGCCUGAUAAAACGUCCAGGUUUACCUGCAACGGGAAGUCCAUCUUCCACUUCAUGGGGACCAGCACUUUCUCAGAGUACACUGUAGUGGCUGAUAUCUCCGUGGCCAAGGUGGAUGACUCUGCCCCUCUUGAUAAAGUCUGCCUGCUCGGCUGUGGCAUUUCCACUGGGUACGGAGCUGCACUCAACACUGCCAAGGUUGAACCUGGCUCUUCCUGCGCUGUGUUUGGUCUGGGAGCGGUGGGUCUUGCCACUGUGAUGGGCUGUAAGGCAGCGGGAGCCUCUCGGAUCAUUGUGGUUGAUAUCAAUAAAGACAAGUUCAUUAAAGCAGAAGUGUUUGGAGCAACUGAGUUUGUCAACCCUAAUGAUUACAGCAAGCCCAUCCAGGAAGUACUCAUUGAGUUGACUAAAGGAGGUGUGGACAAUUCCUUUGAGUGUGUGGGCAGUGCUACUGUGAUGAGAGCUGCCCUUGAGGCGUGUCACAGAGGCUGGGGAACCAGUGUUGUUGUUGGCUAUACAAACGUGGCAGACAUGUCUACACGACCGUUUCAACUAAUAUAUGGACGAACAUGGAAGGGAACAUAUUUUGGAGGAUGGAAGAGUGUAGAGAGUGUACCUAAGCUGGUGAAUGAUUACAUGGCAAAGAAAAUGAAGCUGGAUGAGUUCAUUACCCACACUCUGCCCUUGGACCGCGUUAAUGAGGCAUUUGAACUGAUGACCUCUGGGAAAAGUACCUGCACCAUUGGGAGUGUUUACAUUCCUGAGCACAUCACCACCACCAAGCGAUCUGCUUGA